GCGCCUUCUGACCAGAUUUUCAACCUUUCACUGACCACCUCCACCUCCACCUCCCAAACCUCCCAAUCCCCCUCCAGUCCACCGGCCGCGCCUGCCUGCAGCCACAGGUGUACACCAGCCUCUGGAGUGGCACUUUCCUUGCAACAGUCGCCCAUUCACCCACUCCUUCUCAUUCUCAUCCUCACUCUCACGUGUUGCCUUUUUCCAUUUCCACCCAACUCAGGAUUAAUUUUUCCCAACCGCCACGCAUCUCAUCCCAGACGCAUCUCCAUUUCAUCAAACAUCUUGAUACUCGCCCAAUCAGAUCCAGGCUUCAAUUCUGCGGCAGAGUGUUUAGCUUCUUUCGUGUCGGCGACAAAUUGAUGGCGCCAGCUCUCCGCCCGAUCUUUUCCCUGAGGCAGAUCUGGUUGCAGGACCGCUUUGGCAUAGCUGUGAUUCGCUAUUGCUAAAAUGGCAUCGUCAAGACUCGAUCGUCUUGUCACGCUACUCGACAAGGGCAGCACGCAGCUCAUCCGGAACACCGCCGCCUCUCAACUUGCUGAUGUGCAGAAACAGAACCCGGAAAAUCUGUUUGCGCUUCUCGGCCGUGUUCUCCCAUAUCUCCAGUCCAAGUCAUGGGAUACCAGAACAGCCGCUGCAAAGGCCCUGGGAGCCAUCAUUGACAACGCCCCAAAAUUUGAUCCUAAUGCAGAUGACCCAGACGCCGAGUCGGAUCCGAUUAAGGCUCAGGAUCCGCCUCUCAAGGAGGAACCAGACCAUCCCCCGGAUGACCUGUUUGAGCUUGACCAUCUUGAUAUGAGAAAGAUCCUGAGAGGCAAGUUAUUGCUCGGUAGUGCUGGAAAAGAAUAUGAUUUCUCCAUGGCGGGGAUGACCCCUGCUCAGCGGCUUGCCCACCAAAAACAGAGCCUGAACAGCCGUCUAGGCCUCGCUGGAGAAUAUAUUGAGCAUGACCUCGUUACCGAGAAUGACUUUGCGGCUAGCUCGCAGAACAAACCCAGCUCGCCCUCUGGCACUAUUCAAGUCGACACUAAGACCUCCCUAGACCGAUCAACCAGCCAGAGCAACGGCUCUCCCCUCACCGUAAAGUCACCAGAUGGCACCCCAGUCGAUGAAACCGGCCUCAGCAAGCGUCAGCUCAACCAGCUAAAGCGCAAAAACAAGACUGCUGCAAAGGCUGGGGCCAGUAAAAUGAGGGUUGUCGAUCUUUCAGGCCGACGGCCAACAGAGGCAGCCCAGUCACCCAUGGCCGCUGGACCCUACCCUGUCAAACUGAACGGCCAUGAGGGUGCUAAUGGUGAUAUUAAGACAGACUUCUUCAACAUCAAACGUGAAGGCCCCGAUGAUGACACUGCCCUCGUGUCUGAGUUCAAAGGAGAUGUCGUUCCCGAGAAACCAUUGAUUCAACCAGAUGAUGACAGCGCGCAAGAUUGGCCCUUUGAUGUCAUGUGCGACUUUUUAUCAGUCGACCUAUUUGACCCCAAUUGGGAAGUCCGACAUGGAGCCGCCAUGGGUCUGAGAGAAGUCAUGCGGGCGCAUGGACGUGGUGCCGGUCGACAUUUUGGCAAAUCCAGAGCGCAGAAUGACUUGGACAACAAACGAUAUCUCGGCGAUCUGUCGUAUCGACUCCUUUGUGUUUUGAUGCUAGACAGGUUCGGAGACUACGUCAGCGAUACAGUCGUCGCUCCCAUACGCGAGUCCAUUGGUCAAACUCUAGGCGCUCUCCUCUCUCAACUACCCGAUGAAAGUGCAAUGUUGACGUACGAAAUCCUUCAGCAGAUGAUAGACCAAAAGGACAUUGGCCAAAGCCCUAUUUGGGAAGUCUGUCAUGGCGGUAUGAUCGGCUUAAGAUAUUUCGUGGCGGUUCGAAAAGAUCUGCUCCUCCAGCACAACACAAUCAUCGAUGGGGUUGUCUCCGCCGCUAUUCGUGGUUUAGGACACAUGGAUGAUGAUGUCAAGUCUGUCAGUGCUGCGACCAUCAUUCCAAUCGCUGGCGAACUCACAAAGAUGAGAUCUGAUGCACUGGGACGACUCAUCUGCGUCGUGUGGGACUGUAUGCUUGACAUGCAGGACGAUCUGAGUGCCAGUACUGGGGCUGUGAUGGAUCUGUUGGCAACUCUCUGCUCAUACGACGAAACUCUCGAGGCCAUGCGAGCAAAUGCAGUCCAUGAUCCAGAGCAGUCCUUUGACCGGCUCGUUCCCCGACUUUAUCCCUUUCUCCGACACACCAUUACCAGCGUGCGCAUGGCUGUUUUGAAGGCUCUAGCAACUUUCAUGAACGUAUCCAACGGGAGUCACAUGGAUUGGAUUGAUGGACGUUUGACCCGGUUGGUUUUCCAGAACAUGCUUCUGGAGCGAAACGAAGCCGUACUCUGGACCUCCUUCGAUGUCUGGCAAGCCUUGUUGGCCUCCGUGGAGCGAUCUCCCCAGCACAACUUUCUUUCCAGCAUCGAACCGCAUAUACCGUUCAUGCUCAAAGCUACGAUCCAACCUAUCGGCCAGGAGCGAAGUCCAAUUCCCAUGGACACGAGUCUUUUGAUCAAGCCGUCGGGAGCUCCCAUGACUGUCAUCACCAGCAAACACGCUCAUAGCCAAGAACCAGACCAUCAGCCCAAGAAAAAGCGCAAACUUGACAAGCCCGAAUCGAAACAGCAGUUGUCGCACAACACUGACGGCCACAUGCUACACGGCGAGGUUGACCUCGUGGGCACUGAGGUUAUGAUCCGCAGUCGAAUCGCUUGUGCGAAAGCUCUAGGCCUGCUCCUCGGCAAGCAAGCCGCACCCCGAUUCAGUUCUUACUGGACCAGCCUGUUGCCCGAUGUCAAUUCACCGAACUCCAGUUCACGCCUCUUUACCGGUCUUGUAUUCGAAGAACUGGCUCGAAAUCGCCAGGUCGCCCCCGACGACUUGCCAAGAAUUCUGGCCUCUUUCCAGGCUGUUCUCGAUGACGAUGGCAAUCAUUGGUAUUCUGACAUAGUUGCGUCUCUUCAAGCUGCUCGUGGACAAUGCGUCUCUCUGGUCGGAGCAUUCCAGACAAACGCUCAUGUCCCCCGGGACAAACUGCCCGCGAUUGCAGUGGUAUGCCAAGGAGAGAACGGCGCAGGGCCGAAAGCCUUCUCGCUUGCCGACGCAGAGCGAAUUGUCACCACCGAUUUUGAUCGGCUUUUGAAGGGAUUGACUGCUUCUCAACGAAUCUCCGGAGUACAGUACCUGAAUGACGCCCGCGCAAAUGCGAUGACGGCUGUUGAAGAGGCGAAGCGGGUGAAGAAUGGGCGUGACCAAGCGAUCAAAGCCUCUGUUGCCUCGAUCCUUGUCCGUCUUGGAGAGGUACCCAAGAAGCCUGGCCAGUUGAUUAAGAGCAUCAUGGACAGCAUCAAGGGAGAGGAGAAUGAGGAACUGCAGGCAAGGUCUGCUUCAGCCGUUGCUGCUCUGAUCGACUUUUAUACGCACAGCCCCAAACGAGGUCCUGUGGACAAGUUGGUCUCAAACUUGGUCAAGUUUACUUGUGUCGACACGGCAGAGACCCCAGAAUUUAUCCCCAAUGCCUCGUUUGAUGAUGUAGUUUUAUCUCUGAGGAAGGAAGAGGACAGAAAAGAUCAUCCUGAUGCUGCUCGGUUCGAGCAAGAAGCUAAAGAAGCGAGGAUAAUGAGGCGUGGCGCAAAGCGUGCAUUGGAUGACCUCGCCGUUGCCUACGGCGCAGAUCUUUUGCAACGACUCCCUGUGCUCAAGGGACUGAUUGAUGGUCCGAUUGAACAGCUCAUCGGCCCUACAGAUCCAGCAACAUUUGAAGUCGAUGGCGAGCAAGGCCAGACACUUGUCGAUGCCUUUUCAAUCCUGCGAACCAUGGCACCCUCCCUGCAUCUGUCUCUGCACCCAUGGGUCCUGACAUUGACCCCUUUGAUUGGGAAGGCCAUGCGCAGUCGCCUCUCUGUCAUACGCUACAGUGCUGCCAAAUGUUUUGCUACCUUGUGCAGUGUCAUUCCUGUGGAGGCGAUGACCAUGCUUGUCAAAGAGGUUCUCCCGAACAUCAGCAAUCCUCUUGAUCUCAGAGACAGGCAAGGCAUAACUGAAUGUGUCUAUCAUCUCAUUCAAGUUAUGGGCGACAGAAUACUCCCAUAUGUCAUCUUCUUAAUUGUGCCUGUCCUUGGCCGGAUGAGUGAUGCGAACAGUGACGUUCGUCUACUGGCGACAACCUCGUUUGCGACCCUAGUCAAGCUAGUUCCCCUCGAGGCAGGCAUUCCAGACCCUCCAGGGAUGCCGGAGGAACUGUUAUUGGGUCGCGAAAGAGAACGAAAGUUUAUGGCGCAAAUGCUGGAUCCCAAAAAGGUUGAGCCUUUCACCAUCCCCGUGGCAAUAAAGGCCGAGUUGCGAUCAUAUCAACAGGACGGCGUCAAUUGGUUAGCCUUCUUGAACAAGUACAAUCUCCAUGGAGUACUGUGCGACGACAUGGGCCUCGGCAAGACGUUGCAGACACUCUGCAUUGUUGCCAGUGAUCAUCAUCUGAGGGCUGAGGAGUAUGCCAAGUCUCAGGCGCCUGACAUGCGGCGUCUCCCGUCUCUAAUCGUCUGUCCGCCAACACUGUCGGGCCAUUGGCAACAAGAGAUCAAGCAGUACGCACCGUUCUUGAGUUGCGUCGCUUACGUUGGCUCUCCCGCGGAGAGAGGAAGCCGGCGUCGGCUGCUCGAAACUGCCGACAUUGUGAUCACCUCGUACGAUGUAUGUCGAAACGAUAAUGAUGUUCUCCAGCCGAUCACAUGGAACUACUGUGUGCUCGACGAGGGACAUUUGAUCAAGAAUCCAAAGGCCAAAAUCUCGCAGGCAGUCAAAAAGCUGAUGAGUAACCACCGGCUCAUCCUCUCGGGCACUCCAAUUCAGAACAACGUGCUCGAACUAUGGUCGUUAUUUGAUUUCCUCAUGCCGGGAUUCUUAGGGACCGAGAGGGUGUUUCAAGAUCGAUUUGCGAAACCAAUUGCAGCAAGCCGCAAUGCCAAGUCGUCGUCAAAAGAGCAAGAGGCUGGCGCGCUCGCAAUCGAGAGUUUGCACAAACAAGUACUGCCAUUUUUGUUACGGCGUCUCAAAGAAGAGGUCCUGAAUGACCUGCCUCCUAAGAUUUUGCAAAACUACUACUGUGAUCUAAGCGAGCUCCAACGACGUCUGUUUGAGGACUUUUUCAAGAAAGAACGAACCACAGUGGAGAACAGCGUUGGGUCAACGGACAAAGGCGCGAAGCAGCACAUUUUCCAGGCGCUGCAGUACAUGAGGAAGCUGUGCAAUUCACCUGCUCUUGUCGUCAAAGAGGGUAAUAAGCAGUACGAUGCUAUUCAGAAGCAACUGGCUCAAUCAAAAUCUAACCUUCGAGACAUCGCGCAUGCUCCCAAGCUUGGAGCGCUUCGUGAUCUCCUUGUGGAUUGUGGUAUUGGAGUCAGCAACGAGUCGAACGACAUAUCGGCAACCAACUAUGUGUCACAGCAUCGGGCGCUCAUCUUCUGUCAGAUGAAGGAGAUGCUUGACAUGGUGCAGACCGAGGUAUUGGGCAAACUGCUGCCUGGGGUGCAAUACCUACGGCUAGAUGGCAGUGUCGAAGCGACCAAGCGACAGAAUAUUGUCAAUCAAUUCAACAAUGAUCCUAGCUACGAUUGUCUCCUCCUUACGACGAGCGUGGGCGGGCUUGGGCUCAACCUGACGGGAGCAGACACGGUCAUCUUUGUUGAACAUGACUGGAACCCACAAAAAGACAUUCAAGCUAUGGAUCGGGCACAUCGGAUUGGACAGAAGAAGGUUGUGAAUGUCUACCGACUGAUCACUCGGGGUACACUGGAGGAGAAAAUUCUCAGUCUGCAAAGAUUCAAGAUUGAUGUUGCAUCAACGGUGGUCAAUCAGCAGAAUGCUGGACUGGGAAGUAUGGAGACGGAUCAGAUAUUAGAUCUUUUUAAUCUGGCAGAGACAUCGGAGACGACCGGAGAGAGUGGCAGUGGGGGCAGGGAAGAAGACAUGGUCGAUAUUGAGACGGGUGAAGUGAGGAAGAAAGGCGAGAAGGGUUGGUUGGACGAUGUGGGCGACCUCUGGGACGAGAGGCAAUACCAGGAAGAGUUCAACUUGGACUCUUUCGUCCAGAACCUACAAAAGUAGCAGGCGACGGCUGCGACAUAGAGCACGGUAUGUACCAUUAUGGGACGGGUCAGCAGUUGUACUCGACAUUGGAUUGGGAUGGGCGGGAAGUGACAGGCUUCUGACAAACAUGUGUCUCGACUAUAAAAGAAUAGAUCUCAAUCCCUGACCAGGCGUGGCGUGGCGGUUAGCUUAGCGAUGGAAGGGUAGGAAACAGGACCUUUUGCUCUUCUUUCCUCCGAUAUACACCUGCUCCAGUG
Molecule: messenger RNA, 6365 nt
Organism: Exophiala mesophila
Lineage: Eukaryota; Fungi; Ascomycota; Eurotiomycetes; Chaetothyriales; Herpotrichiellaceae
Exons: 3
Coding region: 451-6126 (1891 amino acids)
Molecular function (GO): ATP hydrolysis activity; ATP-dependent chromatin remodeler activity; ATP binding
Source: RefSeq, a predicted model, not a curated record